Messenger RNA from Encephalitozoon hellem ATCC 50504, 1227 nucleotides. Its product is annotated as TFIIF-interacting CTD phosphatase. The record is from RefSeq and is a predicted model, not a curated record. NCBI's taxonomy places the organism in Eukaryota, Fungi, Microsporidia, Unikaryonidae. The transcript has a single exon. Bases 1 to 1227 code for a protein of 408 amino acids. Gene Ontology annotation, molecular function: RNA polymerase II CTD heptapeptide repeat phosphatase activity. Gene Ontology annotation, cellular component: nucleus.
AUGGAUGAGUGUAGUCAUCCCAUAAGAAUAGGAACAUUAUGUGGGGUAUGUGGGAUGGAAAUCCAAGAGGAGCCGCGUCUUUUCUGUGCACUGUACAACACAGACAAUGUCAAGAUAACUCACAAGGAAGCAGUGUCGAUAUACAAGGAGAAGGUCAAGGCUCUAGAGAUGCAGAUGAAGCUGAUUCUGGUUCUAGACCUUGACCAGACCGUUCUUCACACAACAUACGGCACAUCUGACUGCAAAGGGAUUGUGAAGUUCACAAUGGACGGAUGCAAGUACUCUGUAAAGCUAAGGCCCCACCUCAAUCGCAUGCUUCGAAGGGUUUCCAAGCUGUAUGAGAUUCAUGUGUACACCAUGGGAACAAGGCCAUAUGCAGAAAGGAUAAUUGGAAUUAUUGAUCCGGCCGGAAAGUACUUCCACGAUAGAAUAAUCACAAGGGAUGAAAACCAGGGGGUUCUAGUGAAGAGGCUAAGUAGGCUAUUUCCAUAUAACCAUAAGAACAUUGUUAUUCUUGAUGACAGAGCUGAUGUGUGGGAUUACAAUGAGAACCUGGUCCUAGUCAAGCCAUUCUGGUACUUCAAUCGCGUGGACAUCAACGACCCGUCGAAGCUAGAAAGAAGAGCGGAGGGUGUGUCUGACGGGCAUGGCGAUCUUGGAGAGUUUGUGGGUAAGAGAAAGAAGGUUGAAGAGGGAGAGGACGCCAGGAUCAUUUCGAGACCGGAUGGCACGGGGUUAGGAGGCUCUUCUGGAAAGCCAGAAACUGAGGUAGAUUCUGAUAGGAUGGGAGAAAAGAAAGUAAGGGAGGAGCCUUCGGACGACUGUGAGCUGUUGAGAAUGGUAAAGUUCCUGAAGAAGGUUCACAAGAAGUACUUUUCAAGCAAGCACAGGAAUGUGAAGAAGAUUCUAAGGAGGAUCAGAAAGAGGAUAUUUGAUGGAGACCGGUUUUUCAUCGUAGGGCCUACCAAUAGAGCCUGGCUUGUGAAGGUGAUAGAGAUGCACGGAGGCAUGGUGAGCAGGCUUGAGAGUGAAGUUGACUUUGUAAUUUCCUCCGGUCUGGAUGAGGUAAGGGAAUUGGCACAAAAGCUUGAGUGUCUUGUGGUGUCACCAAAGUGGAUAGAAGACUGUGUGUAUUCUCUUGAAAGGGUAGGCUAUGGAAGAUACGUCAUAUGCGACUACAGAGUCAAGGACGAGUAUGAGGAGGAGCUUGAAAAGCUUUUUGGAUAG